Messenger RNA from Anarrhichthys ocellatus (wolf-eel), 4205 nucleotides. Its product is annotated as choline transporter-like protein 5-A. Gene Ontology annotation, biological process: transmembrane transport. Gene Ontology annotation, cellular component: membrane. Gene Ontology annotation, molecular function: transmembrane transporter activity. Lineage: Eukaryota; Metazoa; Chordata; Actinopteri; Perciformes; Anarhichadidae. The coding region runs from base 115 to 2271 and encodes 718 amino acids. The transcript is spliced from 21 exons. The record is from RefSeq and is a predicted model, not a curated record.
GUGAGAUUAGCCGAGGACAGACACAGAGAGGCAUGCACGCACGCCCCCUCUCACGCACACUGCAUGACCGAUCUCAUUAUCUCCAGGCGGAGAUAUUAAUAAGGAAAUACUUUCAUGAAAGUCUCAGCACCUGUUCACUAUUUUGCUCUCCUUUUCCUUCUUCUUCCAGGAGAACCACACAAGUUUGAUCCUUCCUUCAGAGGUCCAGUCCACAGGAGAAGCUGCACUGAUAUCUUAUGUUGUUUGAUCUUCAUCAUUGUCAUCCUCUCGUAUGUGGCCCUGGGGAUAGUGGCCUGGUUACAUGGGGACCCCAGGAAGGUGCUCCAUCCAACAGACAGCUAUGGCCAGUUCUGUGGUCAGACGGGGACUUCCAACGUGAAGAAACCCAUCCUAUUCUAUUUCAACAUCUUGAAAUGUGCCAACCCGGCUAUACUCAUCAACCUGCAGUGCCCCACAACGCAGAUGUGUGUAUCAAAGUGCCCGGACAAGUUUGCCACCUACACUGAGAUGCAGCUGCAACACAAACUCAGCAGGAGUUACUGGGAAUAUUACAGACAGUUCUGCAAGCCUGGCUUUAAUAACCCUGACAAGCCAGUAUCUCAGGUUCUACGAGAUGAGGACUGUCCCUCCAUGAUUGUACCCAGUAGACCAUUUCUCCAGAGAUGUCUACCAGACUUCAUCACUCAGAAUGGGACUGUGACUGUAGCGAACAGAACCAGCUUUAAAGAUGCUCUGGAAAUGGCUCGUAGUGUAACUGACCUCCAACAUGCUGCCAAGGGUAUAACAGGACUAGUGGACACUAAGGAGCUGGGCAUGAAGAUCGUGGAGGAUUACGUCAAGUCAUGGGCAUGGAUACUCAUAGGCCUGCUGAUAUCCUUGGCUGUCAGUCUGAUCUUCAUCCUGCUGCUGAGGUUCACAGCUGGGUGGCUGCUGUGGACUACCAUCAUCACCAUCAUACUGCUGCUGGCAUAUGGUAUGUGGUUCUGCUCCGCGGAGUUGACCCGGCUGAGACACAGACCAGGCUCUGAUGUCACCAUUGUAGAAGUGGGGCUACAGACUGACCUGCAGGUCUAUCUGCAACUCACACAGACAUGGAUCAUACUAUUGGUGUCUCUGGGGGUGACAGAAGCUUCCAUCUUGUUGAUGUUGAUCUUCUUGAGAAGAAGAGUGCGAGUGGCCAUCGCCAUGCUCAGAGAGGCCAGCAAAGCCAUCGGUCACAUCAUGUCCACGCUUUUCUUUCCAGUCAUCACCUUUCUCCUCUUGACUGUUUGCUUCUCCUACUGGGCGGUGACUGCCGUUUACCUAGCGUCCUCAGGUGAAGCUGUCUACAAAGUCAUGUCUCCUGAUGUCAGCUGUCCCCAUGCCAACAGUACUUGCAACCCAGAGACCUUCAACAGAACCAACAUCUCCAAAUCAGUGUUGUGUCUGGGCUCUCAGUGUCUGUUCGCCUUCUACGGUGGGGAGACGUCCUACCACCGCUACCUCUUCCUGCUGCAGCUGUCCAACCUGCUGGUCUUCCUCUGGCUGGUCAACUUCAGCCUGGCCCUGGAGCAGUGCACCCUGGCCGGGACGUUUGCCAGCUACUACUGGGCCAGGAGGAAGCCUCAGGACAUCCCGCCGUGUCCACUCUUUUCAUCGUUCAGCAGGGCCAUCAGGUAUCACACGGGGUCUUUGGCAUUUGGAGCUCUAAUUCUUUCAGUUGCCCAACUGGUCCGGAUCAUACUAGAAUACCUGGAGCAGAAACUAAGAGGUGUUGACAACAGCCUGUCCAGGUUCAUGAUGCACUGUCUGCAAUGUUGUUUUUGGUGUUUGGAGAAAUUCAUACGCUACAUGAACCGUAAUGCUUACAUCAUGGUGGCGAUCUAUGGUAAGAGCUUUUGUACCUCGGCCAGAGAAGCCUUCUUCCUGCUGAUGAGGAAUGUGGUCAGGGUUGCCGUUCUGGACAGAGUGACGGACUUCCUGUUGUUUCUGGGCAAAGUUCUGAUAGCAGGAGGAGUUGGUGUGAUUGCAUACCUCUUCUUCAUGAGGAGGAUCCCUGUUAUCCAGGACGAAGUGCCCAAUCUCAACUACUACUGGGUCCCCCUGCUGACGGUGGUGGUCGGUGCCUACCUGAUCGCUCACGGCUUCUUCAGCGUCUAUGCCAUGUGUGUUGACACGCUCUUCCUCUGCUUCUGUGAUGACUUGGAGAGACAUGAUGGUAGUUCAGAGAAACCUUUCCUCAUGUCCCCAGAGCUGCACAGAAUUCUGGGAAAAUCCAGUCAGUCGCGUUGAUAUCCGAUCCUCCUACCCACUGUGUCAGCAGCCAGUCUGGUCGGUCUUCAUCCAACAGUCCUGCACAGACGUCACCUGGCCCAUGUCUCUCCACAAUAGAAAUUAGAGACUACAGAAGGACAACGGGUCUGAUCCUCUGUGGAGACCCUGUAUACUACGUUCACUACCAAUAAACCUGUGUUGACAGACAGGAGGGCAACUCCUCCUGAAAUCUAAAUGUGAACAAUGUAUUAAACCAAUACUUCAAUCAGAAAGGAAGACUUUUUAAAACACACCGAAGUCGGAACCAGAUGAAGGUUAAAUGAGGCUCUGCUGGAUCCAGGGGGUUCUGCUGGACCGUUUCCCUCUGCAGCGGAUCCCUGCUGCACCAAUGCACUGACUUACUGCCUGUGUUUUUAACGCUGGGCCAUUCUUGGUCUCAUGUAAUAUUUAAACCCUCAAACAAGUAAGUGAGAAGAAUGCCGUUUUGUAUGAAGAUUCAGGAGUGAAUUCACGAAAGGAUUGUUCUGCGAAUAAGACGUAAAGAAACUGUGUAGUUCUCAAAGCACCUCUAACUGUGCUGCCAAGCAAUAGUGUGUCAGUGCUCCUUUUUUAAUUUAUUCAGACAUUAGAUUUUUAUUUAAUAGGGAUAAUGUAAUUUAACAUAGUUUCAAUACAAAGCAUGACACUGUGUGUGCUACAGAGAGUUUAACCCUAUUUCCUUUACAAACUAUUGUCCCUAGUUGGGUUUUCACGUUCAAAUGUAAUUACAAUAUAUAUUCACACUAUUGGAGCAAAAUUUGGCCCUUUUUAUGCAAAUGAGCUUCAGUGCAAAAACAGUCCAAUUCACAAAGAUCAGCACUGAUAGACACACACAGUUACAGUGAAAUUAUUUGCGUCUUUAGGAAGUUUGUGAUAAUAGAAGCACAUUUAUUUGUGGGAUGCAGUGACAGUUGUAUCAUGAAAAAUUAAUGAAUAAAGCGAAAGACACAUUUAUAGUUUCUCCUGCGCUGGGAUUGCCGCAAAUGUUUAAUAAACUCAAACAAUGUACUCUUAAAAGAAGAGAUAAGUAAGUAAUCUGUUUUCCUCGUUAAUGGUGUAUUAUUUCACCAACCAGCAUAUGUGUGAGAGGCGUAUACAGGCACAAUGGAAAGAAAAAAGUGAAAUGAGCCCAUGUCCGACCCGAGCCCGGCUCAGUCGUCUGGUGUGGCGUGGCCUGGACUGUAGGUUCACCUCAGACCAAAACACAGUACAGUGCAGCUGGAGCUUCAGCCAGCCAUACUGAAGACCUCAAUACACACACAGUCACAAACUGUCACUGUAACAUUCCUCACUUGUAUGACAAUAGUAUUUAAUAUUGAAUCAGUAUACUGUAUAACAACAUCUCUCUGAAAACCAAGAGUCAAACCCACGAGGUCUUUAGGAUUUGGUCAAAUUCUGGAUUAGUGCUUCCUUUUCAGUCCAGUCUUGAUAUGUCUUUUUUAUGAUGUAACAGAGGAAGUUCUGCAAACAUUUUAUUUUUAUUUAAAAGGGACCAUCAUAGCUUUAAGCUAAUUUGCAUCUGUAGUCCCAUGGCAGGUCAAAACAAGGAAAGCACCAUAGCAAACAGUACAAGGUAAAGACAUGAUACAAAGAUAUACAAAACACACAAAUGUGUGUUUGUCAGGUAAAAGCAAGUCAUAAAGACCAUCAGACUCGAGGUCAGUGACUACUAAAGAUAUGGAUUUACACAGAGACAACAGGUCUGUUGUAUUAUGAGGAAAACACUGUUCACAAUGAGUUCAAAAUGUUAAACCACGGUCUCAAGCAAUGUACACUCCCUGUUCAUUUUUAUAAGAUGGAUUAAUUUUUGUAUUUGCAAUGUGUUUGUUUUUAUUUGUAAUUUCGGACAGAAUGCAAAUAUUAUUGAUUUACAAUACAAACAACUUUGGACCCAGCACUGAACCUUGUGGAGC